GAGGCGAGGCGAGGCGAGGCAGCCCGCCAGUGACUGCGGGGCGGACCCGGCGGCGCUGAGGGGAGGCCGAACUCGACCCCUUCAACAGAUAAAAUCCUUGGGCACUUAUAAAUAUGGAAGGCAACUGCAGUUUACAGUUCAUGGUGAUCCUAAAGCUCAUCAAAGAGGCCAACUGGCAAUGUUUUCUUUGAAGAUAAAUGCUGAGCUCAAUAUUAUGCAUAUUCAUUACAGAAAGCCUCAUUUACAGGAUGAGCAGAUUUGAUUAUGCAGACAAGAUAAACAAGCAAAUUGAUAUCAAAUGAAUGAUCUCACCAUGCACUGAACAACUUCUCAGUAUCAGGUGCUUAGCCCUAAGAAAAUGUCUGCUUGCAAUGCCUUUACUGAACAUGUCUGGAAACCUGGUGAAUGUAAAAACUGCUUCAAACCAAAAAAUUUACACCAACUGCCUCCACCCCCUGAAAAAUCUCCACUGUUAAAUACAAAUCUAAAAAUCAAUGCAACCCACAACACCAGCCAACGUGCUAGGAAUACAGGAAAUUUUCGACCUCCUGUGGCAAAGAAACCCACUAUAGCUGUGAAACCCACGAUGAUGACAGUAGAUGGACAGGGUAUAUGUGGUGAGGCCAGCUCACAAGAUCUUUGUGAGAACAAGCCAGUUAUUGUAGCAUGGAACCAAAAUAGGACUAUCUUGAACAAAAAACCACUGAAUAAUAAUAAUGAUGAUGAUGAUGAUGAUGAUGAUGAUAAUGAAGAAGAAGAAAUUGAAGGUUAUAGCCAUGUUCAUAGACCUUAUAGGAGUAGUGAUGAUAUUAAAACUCCAAGUAACAAUAAUGGACUGACAGAAGUUUUAAAGGAAAUUGCAGGCUUGGAUUCCCCAUCUCCUCUAUCAGGAAAUGAAAUUAAUUCAAGGGAAGCAUUUUUGGGAAGAAUAAACAAUAGCUACAAAAGGUCAUUGGAAAGAAAGAUCCCUCCAAGUUGCAUGAUCGAUGGAAUGAAAGAUUCACAAAAUAAGCAUGUUGUUCUGAGUGGAAGUACUGAUGUAAUAAGUAAUGAGGGCGGCCGUUUCUGUUACCCAGAAUUCUCCAGUGGGGACGAGAGUGAGGACGAUUUGUUUUUUGGCAGCAUGCAUGAAGACCAUGAAAGCUGGGAUGAAAGUGACGAAGAGCUGCUAGCAAUGGAAAUUCGCAUGAGAGGACAGCCACGCUUUGCUAACUUCAGGGCUAAUACUCUGUCACCUGUCCGAUUUUGUGUUGACAAAAAGUGGAACACAGUACCUUUAAGGAACAAGUCUCUCCAAAGGUUUUGUGCAGUAGACUAUGAUGAUAGCUAUGAUGAAAUUUUGAAUGGUUAUGGAGAUGACCCUGUGAUCCUUUAUGGGCAAGAAAGCAUGCAAAGUAUGGUAUCUUCCGAUUCCAUGUCUCCUGACUCCUCUCUGACUGAAGAGUCUCACUCUGGGACAGCCAGUAGUUCUUCUCAAAGACUCUGCAAUGGUGGAUUAUCUCCUAGUACUCCUAAAGAUAUCAAAUUAAUUGAGGAAGGAUAUAAAGGUUUUUCUGAUGAUCAGCAAUUGAAAAAUGCAACUAAAAGCCCUCAAAAUGCUACUAAAACUUUGGAGACUCAUAAGGCUAUGCUCGCCCUUAGGCUAGAAGAGAAGGAUGGCAAGAUUGCUGUCCAAAGUGAUAAGCAAGAAUGCAAAAGUCCUUCAGGUAUGCCAGCAAAAGCAGCAGCUACAAAUUUGGUCCACAUGGAAGAACAAGCAAAACCUUAUAGAGUAGUAAAUAUGGAACAACCUGUGUGCAAGCCAUAUACCAUAGUGGAUGUAUCAGCAGUCAUGACCCAUGAAUGUAUAGAGAAUCAGGCAAGAAGUUUAGAUAUGAAAAGUAUCCUGUCUAAUCCAAAUUCACCAGAUGCUGUAAAUACAAAUGCUGCACCUCAUUCUGUGUCAUCCGGGCAAGUAAAUACCAAUCUUAAAAAAUCUAGUGCAGUCAGAUACCAGGAAGUUUGGACUUCUAGUACAAGCCCACGACAAAAGAUUCCUAAGAUGGAACUAAUUGCCAACACUCCAGGACCUUCUGUACCUGUAAGGAAAAACAUCCAUAAAUCUGCCCCUACUUCACCUACAUCAACAAAUAUUUCUACAAAAACAAUCCCUGUUAAAUCUCCUAAUUUGUCUGAAAUAAAAUUCAAUAGUUACAACAAUGCUGGCAUGCCACCCUUCCCAAUUAUUAUUCAUGAUGAACCAACUUAUGCUAGGAGUUCUAAGAAUGCAAUCAAAGUUCCUAUUGUAAUAAAUCCAAAUGCAUAUGACAACUUAGCCAUCUAUAAAAGUUUUCUAGGAACUAGCGGAGAUCUCUCUGUUAAAGAUAAAACCACAAGUGUCAUCAGCCACACAUAUGAAGAAAUAGAAACAGAAAGCACAGUGUCUGAAAAUAUAGCUGGCAAAUCUGAACUUCAAGCUAAAGGGUUAGCUAAUAGCACCGAAAGGAGACUGGGUUCUGUGGCCCAGAAGGUUCAGGAAUUCAACAGCUGUCUCGGUAAAGGCCAGACUUCACCCAAAAGCUCUGGCAACAGCUCACCAACAAAAAUACAAAGAACUCUUCAAGAGCCUGCAGCCAAAAUAGAAGACACACAGGAGGUAUAUAGUGGCAAUAGGGAAAAUGCUUGUAUAGUACUAUCACAAAUUGUAGCUUCUAUCCAGCCUCCAGAGUCUCCCCCAGAGGUACUUCAGACUGGGCCCAAGUCUUGCAGUGUUGAAGAACUGUAUUCUCUGCCCCCCGAUGCAGACAUAGGUAAGAGCAUCCCAAUGCGACCCAAAUCUCUCUUUACAACACAGUCCAGCCCUGAGAGUGAGGGGAUCAAAUCCAUAGAAAUGGUGCCAAAGGAAAUUCCAACAAAGUUGCCAGUCACCCAGUCCUCAAAGCUACUGGCAGCUUCCCAGAAUACAAGUCUCAAAACUGAACAGGCUCCCCCAUUCCCACCUCCCCGUUCCACAUCUUCACCUUAUCAUGCCAGCAAAGUGCUGCAACGACAUUUCAGCAAUUGGACAAAACCAAUGAGUCCUAUUAGAUCAACAGAGGCUGAAUCAGUAUUGCAUUCAGAAGGUAGACGAGCUGUUGAUGCAAAGCCCAAGCGCUGGAUAUCAUUUAAGAGCUUCUUUCGUCGCAGAAAGACUGAAGAUGAGGAAGACCGAGAGAGGGAAAAGGGGAAAUUGGUGGGUCUUGAUGGGACUGUGAUUCACAUGCUUCCACCACCUCCUGUUCAACGCCAUAAUUGGUUUAGUGAGUCAAAAACAGAUUCCAGUGAGAAACCUUCUAUUGUUUUUAUGUUUAAAUGCGAACAAGCGAAGAUGGAGGCAAAAUCUGAUCUAAACAAGACUGAGGUGGAGUCGGCAGUUGAAGUUGUGACAACAGAGAGAAGAGAGAGGGAGAAGUCUGCAGAGAUGUCAGAAGAAAACCUGAAGAGUCAUUCUUCAACACUUCAAGUUCCAAAGGAAAUUCUCAGCUCACCAGACCCCACUGGAAUAAAUGCUUCACCAGAGUUUCGAGACAUGAUUAAAAGACUCAAGAAGGCUCUGAGAGAAUUUCCUUUAAUGGGGAACUGUGUGAGUGAGUAUAGUGGUCAAGUGCCUGAUGAGCAAACAGUGGAAAAUUUGUCCCCUCGAAUUCCAAGAUCUGCAUUUGAAAAUGAGGACAAUGGCGGUAAUGCAUCCCUCAUUCCAGUGUCUCCAGAAAUACCACAAGGGGAAGAGGAAAGGGAAGAAAUGUCUGAUUCUUCUGACGUGAGCGCUUGUAGUGCUACGUAUAGUAACUUGGGACAAUCCAGAGCAGCUAUGAUACCUCCAAAGCAACCACGGCAACCAAAGGGGGCCUUGGAUGAUGCCAUUGCUUUUGGGGGGAUAUCUGAUCCAGAAAUGGCUACCGCCUUUCAUCCAACACCACCUCCACUGCCAAAGAAAACUAUUCUAAGAGCUCACACAGAACCACUUCCAAAAGAACUCCAGAAACAGGCCCUUGGAAAUAGUCCGUGUGUGAUGGCCAACCCCACCUAUGACAUCGACACCAACUGGGAAGCAAGCAGCGCCUCCUCUUCGGUCAGCUCAGAAUUCAAGGCAGUGGACAACGAGUCAGGAGAUUCCUUGGACAGGCCUCCAGAAAAGGGAUUGGCAAUCUCCUCGGGACCCAAUAGUGCUUCCAGCCUAACAGCUAUCAGUAUUAAGGACAGGUGUUCCAAUAGCAUGGAAUCUCUGUCAGGUAGGCCUGUCACCCACAGCAGGCAUGGCAAGGCGGUCCAGAAACCCCAGAGACACACACUUUAUAGAGGAAUUGAAAACCGAGGGGAGGUGGUGAGCAAGAUCAGAAGCCUUCACACUGAUUCCCUGAAGAAACUGUCUGUCAAGUGUGAAGACCUGUUCAUGGCUGGACUGAAAGAUCAACUUCGAUUUGGCGUAGACAGCUGGUCAGACUUCAGAUUAACCAGUGACAGGCCAUGUUGUGAGGCAGGUGAUGCUGUCUACUAUUCAGCUUCUUACGCUAAAGAUCCACUCAACAACUAUGCAGUCAAGAUUUGUAAGAGCAAAGCUAAAGAAUCUCAACAGUAUUACCACAGUUUGGCUAUUCGCCAGAGCUUGGCUAUCCAUUUUAACAUACAGCAGGACUGUGGCCACUUCCUAGCUGACGUGCCCGUUCGGCUCCUUCCAUGGGAGGAUCCCAAUUCACCUGAAGAAGAGGAAGGGGAGCAAGAAGAUGAGCAGAAGAACAAAGAAAACUCCUCCACAAUGGAAGUUCCACGGAAAGACAGUUCAAGCCUGCAAGGAACUAUCAGCAAGCAGCGCAGCAGAGUUGUAGUUAUCACCCGAGAGGUUCCCUGUCUAACAGUGGCAGAUUUUGUGCGAGAGUCUUCAGACCGCCAUGCCAGUAGCCCAGACUUGUAUGAAAGGCAGGUGUGCCUCCUACUCUUACAGUUGUGUUCUGGUCUAGAGCACCUGAAGCCCUAUCACAUCACACAUUGCGAUCUGCGUUUGGAGAACCUUUUGCUGGUGGACUACAGGCCAGGGGGAAGCCUUUUGAACUAUGAGUCUGUGGAGCCGAACCCCAGUGCUGCCUGCCCCGCCAGGCUUAUAGUGAGCAAUUUCUCCCAAGCCAAGCAAAAGAGCCACAUGGUAGAUCCUGAAGUCCUAAGAGACCAGUCCCGCCUUGCCCCAGAAAUCAUCACAGCAACACAGUAUAAGAAAUGUGAUGAGUUCCAGACUGGCAUCCUCACUUAUGAAAUGUUGCACCUGCCCAACCCCUUUGAUGAAAACCCAGAGCUGAAAGAGAAAGAGUACUCUCGGGCUGACCUCCCCCAAAUCCCUUGUCGUUCACUUUAUUCCCUGGGGCUUCAGCAGUUGGCAAACUGCUUGCUAAACCCCAACCCGUCAGAGAGGAUCCUUAUAUCUGAGGCAAAGGGAGUCCUUCAGUGCUUGCUUUGGGGUCCCCGGGAGGAUUUGUUUCAGACUCUCAAUGCCUCUUCCAGACCAUCACAAAGAGAGACUGUGCUCCAGAACUGGCUGGACAUCAAACGGACGCUGAUGAUGAUCAAGUUUGCUGAAAAGUCUUUGGACAGGGAAUGUAAAGUCAGCCUUGAAGACUGGCUUUGUUGUCAGUAUCUGGCUUUUGCCACUACAGACUCGCUCAAUCGCAUAGUGAAAAUCAUGCAGCAACAUUAGCUGCUUUCACUUUGAUGCACCCAAAUCCUUUCUCCAGUCCAUGUCCCAUGCUGUGUGGAAGUGUUAAAAUUCAAACCUAGCUCUCCAACCCUGAGCAGAUGGAUCUUGUUGGGAAGCUCCAUUUCCUAGGUGCAAGGGAGAGGUCAUCACCUAGUAUUGCUGAUUGUGUGAAUGGACAAGGAAGUGUGGAAAUUUUUAAUAAAACCACUAUUUCUGAUCUUGAUGGUCUGAACAAAAUUUUCUGGAGGUAGGCCCAGUCACUUCUGUGUAGCAUACAUGUGCUGCAAAUGGCAGUGUCCAGUAAUGAUUACAAACAAAAAUGAGUGAAGUUAGUCAUGAAUCAGCCGCCAAAAUGUAAACCACUUUUCACAAAGAUAUGGACUCUGCCCCACGGCCAUUGUCAACCCAGCCUUAUCUUGGGGGUGAGUCAGUCUUACCAGUUAUACUUCCUUGAGAGGCAGGUUUGAGUUCAUUCUGGAUUGCAACAGUGGGCCAAUGAAUUAGUUUUUGUUAGCUGCAUCCAGAAUAAAAUGCCCUUUUUCUUUUACUCUUGCUAGAAGGCAAUGUACAUUUCAUGGGUGAAGCCCCAUUAUUAUUACUAUUAUUGGUAAUGAAAAACAGCUUUGAAAAGCUGUACUUUUGAGGAGAGUAAUGGCAGAGGAGAGGUUCUUAACCCUUUUCCCCACUGAUCAUUUCCCCCCUCAGAUUCACCUCACCCCCUCCAGCUGCCCCCCCCCCCAAGUUCCAAAGGCAUGUUUACCCUUGUAACAUGUAGUUUUCUCCUGCUUUCAUCUUCAUUGACCCUGAAUUCCAAUUUAUCAAUUCUGGUCAUCAACCUAGCCUAUUGCCAACAGAAGGAAAGGAGUAUCUUUCUAUUUUUGCCAGCACACAUGACACUGUUCUGCUAGAGGUUAUUGAUGAACUGUUAAUUAUAAUAAUGUUGACCAAGAACAGUCUAAGAGCCUGAGGGCAACUGACGUAAACAUGUAUUAGGAGCAGCUAUCCCCGUCUUCUAUGAGGCUGGUGUAUAUCCUAAAUCAAGGGUAAAAAUACCAACUUUCUACGUCUGCUCUGCAGCCGCGUCUGUCGCAUUUGCAAAGCAAGAUGAAAGCUACCUAUACUGGCAGGUGAUGAAGUUUCUUAGAGCUCAACUUGGUGUAAUAAAUAAGCUAUGUAGCUAGAGAUGGAUUCUCUACAGAUGUGGUUGGGGGGGGGUUCACUCUGCUGUGCAUAUUGCCAUGAGUACAGUUACAUUUGGCAGACACAACUCAGUACUGUCUUGUCCUAGUUUCCUCUACGUAGAAUUUGGCUGCCCUCACUAACUAGUGUUUGGCUAUUUUUUUAUAACUGUUACUGCUGAUACCCUCAAAUGCCAUGUCUGUCAACACAUUUCUGUUGACUCUGAAGGAGUCACUGCAUACUAAGGAGACAUUGAAUAAACAAGUCCAACUGCCUGAAGGACUGUCUGGCCUCUAGACCCUGCUGCUGGCUUCCUUCCCUGACACAUGCUGGCCUUUUCCUGUGGAAGCCCUACAGCCCUGGUGCACCUGAUCCCUCUGCUCAGUGUUGGUUAGGUUUGUCUGAGUAGCUCCAAAGCUACUGCCCAGUAUUGAAUUCCCACAGCCUGGAUGGUGGUUGGAAUGUGGAUAGUAGCGUUUGCAUCGAGCCUGUGAUCCUCCUCUUCCUCCUGGAUAUAUGUGCAAUUUUUGAAUAUAUUUUAUGAAAAAGCUGUGUUAGUGUUUACGUUGCAUAAGAGACUCAAGCAUAUGUUAGACCUGCCCCCAUUUUUAUUUGUGGCACAUAGAUGCACAAAGUUAUGUGUGCUCUUUCUCUGAAUUGAUAUUUCCUUUCUUUAUGUUAAACUGUGACUAACCUGUUUACUUCAGCCUUGGAGACAAAUAGCCACUUUGAACAGCAUAUGCAUGUUUGGACCAGAAGCUGAAACACAGUCCCACAGGAAUGAGGUCAGCAAAGUCAGCUCUGUGUAGGGUGUGGGUUUCUCUUUGAUCCCAGCCCUGUAGUUCAUGGAAACCUGAGCCUAGCAUAGAAUAUGUGGUGGCUUCUUAAAAUGCUUUGAAUCUUCUUGCUUCCAUCUCCAUUGGUUAUUGGGGAAAGAUCAGACAAGAUCAAGGAUGAUGUGUAUGAAUUUGUCCUUUAAUUUUGUUUUAGAACAAAAGUGCAAAAUACGUUUGCGUGCAGACAGCUGUACUGACAUGCAAAGAGCCAAACACACUGAUGCCCAGAAUGUGAGGUGUGGUUGUGGUCCAUGUGGCCCCCUGAAAGAGGCAUUGGGUGCCAGUGCUCUAAACUGUAGGGUCCACAGACCUAUGGCAGAAUCCUUGAAAGAGCCUUGGACAAACAUUACAUGCAGCCCUUCUGCACACAGGCAACGGUGUGGGUGGGUGUGGAGGAUUCCUACCUUUGUGAGUGCACUUUGCACACAGCCAGCCACUUGCCCUUCACUAGCUGGGUUGAGGGCACUGCUUCUUCCCCAGUCUUAUGUAUGCUUUUAUCUGAGAUCUGUGCAGUUAACUAGCAUGUUAAUACUAGCAACACAUGGACUACUGACCACUGCAUUAGGCAUAUCCCUUUAAACCACCUGCUAGAUUAUUGUGCAUAAAGACACGUGUUGUGUCACUUUCAUGAUGACAUGCACAUGCAAAGUAGACUAUUGAAUGUUUUAUGACCAUGCAUAUUUUAUGCAGAAGAUCUCAAAACUCUAUGUGUUGUAUUUUAGCUCUCUGAUUUCAUUUUGUAUUUUGAUUACACAUUCGAACCAGUAUUAGCAUUGUGCACUCCAGGCAAGCAAGGGUUUAUACUCACUGCCACCUCCUUACUGUGUAGUACUGGGUGAACUUUGGUAAUGAAGGAUAGUAAUGUAAUUGGUAUGUGUGGGUGUGAGAGAGUGAGAGAUGGAAGGACAGAUACAGAUGCAGCCAAGCCGGAAUGUCCAUUCUUGGCGGAGCCAUGGGCUGCCUUUGCCACCAUUCUGUUGAAGCCUCCAUUAUUUGUUGAGGGUCUGCCAUUUAAGGGAUGGGCUGAACCAAACAGAUACCAGAACAAAAAACAAAUAGUGUUACAGCAUAAUUUCUAAACAAAAUAAAAAUCCUUGUUGCCCUCAUAAUUGGCUACAGCAAGCAUCAAGAGUGGAACCUUAAGUACACAAACACACGUUCAGAGGGUUUGCAUUUUGAAUAGUUAAACAUUUGUAGUUGAGCUCACUGCAGUUUAAAGAAUUGUGAUUCUCAAAUAGCCAUAUUGACUGUAAAUAUAUAUAUAUUUUCAUAAACACACACUCGUACACUCGUAAAUACAUAUUUUGCAGAAAACUGCUACUCAACUUACUUUAGCACAAUAUCUGCCACAAUACAGCAAACGAGAAUCUCUGGGAAUUUCUCAGUUAUGUUUAAGUAUUUGAAUGUGUACUUCCUGGAGCUUUUAGUGUCAUUAAUCUUUUCUGGGUUGGCAGGCUGGGUCAGUGAUUAACUGCAGUAACAACAGUGCCCAGUGCCUUGUCACAGAUUUAAUGCUAUUGGGGGAGGGAUUCCACAGUGGGAAUCACCCACUGCGAGCUACCAGCUUAAUAAACAAUAUUCCCCACAUUAAAAGUAAAAAUAGUGAAAGCAAAUUAUGCAUUUCAUCUCAAGCUGAGUUGGCAACUUCACCUGAAGAACACUGCAUGGUCACUCACAUCCUGGGGCUCUUUUGAUAUUGUUGAAAAGCCAAAAUAAAAAUAGAAUGGUGGAAGACGUUUUCCAAAUGCAUAGAAUAAUAAGAAACAGGAUAUAAAAUAACUGUCUGCACAACAUAGAAUUUGGAAAACCUA
Messenger RNA from Elgaria multicarinata webbii, 9530 nucleotides. RefSeq names its product pseudopodium enriched atypical kinase 1 (gene PEAK1). The transcript has 7 exons. Gene Ontology annotation, cellular component: focal adhesion; actin cytoskeleton. Gene Ontology annotation, biological process: protein phosphorylation. The record is from RefSeq and is a predicted model, not a curated record. Bases 359 to 5704 code for a protein of 1781 amino acids. Gene Ontology annotation, molecular function: ATP binding; protein kinase activity. NCBI's taxonomy places the organism in Eukaryota, Metazoa, Chordata, Lepidosauria, Squamata, Anguidae.